UCUCAGUUGCACCGGGUGCCUUGCGCUGUGGGGACAGGGCAGCGCUGCGCUGCGUGGGGCUGAAGUCGACCACAUCAGAGAGAAGUAGAGAGGAGACGGGGGGACAGACAGAGUCAGAACCAAGCAGACAGGAUUACCGGCUGAAUCAGACGGGACUUCUUCUUACUCAGUGAUACAUGAAUGCCUUUUUGGAGCUUCAUGCUGGUUGCAUACUACAGUCCUAGUUCGGCACCAUUACUAUGGUGGAAUUCAGUUAUUUUGUGCUCAGUCUAGUAAAGUUUUCCUUGGACUUGCUGCUGGCGACACUGACCCAUAACCCACAACUCUGGCUCGCUGGUUCCGUCUCCUCUGGAGUUGGACUCUAACUUUGACUUUUCACCCCCUUUCAUUUUUUAGCCCUGAUGGGAACCAAGCUGGACUGACUGCUAGCAGCCUCCAUUAAUAAUAUAAGGAACAUUUCUCCUACUACACCAGAUCAGAGGCGGACUGCGCUGGAGUCGUGCGUUUGAGGGACCUCGCUGGCCUCAGCCGCCCCAGGAACAUGGGCUCUCUCUGGGGCAGCAUUACGCUGCUGUUUGUGGCGAUUCUGCUCAGGACGGAGCGAAACGGAGCCCAACAGACCAAGAACAACGUGCCCCGAUUAAAACUCUCCUAUAAAGAAAUGCUGGAGUCUAACAACCUUGUGACAUUUGCGGGCCUUGCCAACAGCUCAGGCUACCACACCUUCCUGCUGGACGAAGAGAAAGGAAGGCUGGUCGUGGGAGCCAAAGACCACAUCUUCUCCUUUAACCUCCUCAACAUCAGCAAAGACUACGCUCAGAUCACUUGGCCGCCGUCUCCCACCAGAAGAGAUGAGUGCAAGUGGGCGGGAAAAGAUCUCUCGAGGGAGUGCUCGAACUUCAUCAAGGUGCUGCAGCCAUUCAACCAGACCCAUCUGUACGUGUGUGGGACCGGCGCCUUCCACCCAGUGUGCUCCUACCUGGAGGUGGGCAAGAAACCAGAGGACAGCGUGUUCAGGCUGGAGCCUCGCCUAGAAAACGGCCGAGGGAAGAGUCCCUAUGAUCCCAAGCUGCUCACCGCCUCCAUGCUAAUUGAUGGGGAGCUGUAUGCUGGGACCUCCGCUGACUUCAUGGGACGGGACUUUGCCAUUUUUCGCACUCUGGGCAAACAUCACCCAAUCAGGACAGAGCAACAUGAUUCCCGGUGGUUAAAUGAUCCCAGGUUCGUAGGGGUUCAUCAGAUUCCGGAGAGUGACAACCCAGAGGAUGAUAAGAUCUACCUGUUCUUCAGAGAGAAUGCGAUGGACGGAGAGCACGUUGGGAAGGCCACGCACGCUCGCAUCGGGCAGCUCUGCAAAAAUGACCUGGGAGGUCACCGGAGCCUGGUGAAUAAGUGGACCACGUUCUUGAAGGCUCGGCUCAUUUGCUCUGUGCCCGGAAGCAACGGAAUAGACACGCACUUCGACGAACUACAGGAUGUUUUCCUCAUGAGCACAAAGGACCCGAAGAGCCCGAUCAUCUACGGCGUAUUUACCACCUCCAGCAACAUUUUCAAAGGUUCAGCCGUGUGUAUGUACAGCAUGACGGACAUCAGGAGGGUUUUUCUAGGCCCUUACGCUCAUAGAGACGGACCUAACUACCAGUGGGUCCCGUUCCAGGGACGUGUUCCCUACCCGCGACCGGGCACAUGUCCAAGCAAGACGUUUGGAGGGUUCGACACGACGAAGGACUUCCCCGACGAAGUGGUCACCUUUGCUAGGAGCCACCCAGCCAUGUUCAACCCCGUGUCCCCCAUUAACAACAGACCCAUCAUAGUCAAAACAGACGUGGACUACCAGUUUACCCAGAUAGUGGUGGACAAAGUGGAGGCAGAGGAUGGACAGUAUGAUGUCAUGUUCAUUGGCACAGACAUAGGGACCAUUUUGAAGGUGGUGUCUAUUCCCAGAGGCUCUUGGCACGAUCUGGAAGAAGUCCUACUGGAAGAAAUGAACGUCUUCAGAGAGCCAACGGCCAUCACAGCCAUGGAACUUUCAACAAAGCAGCAACAACUGUACCUGGGCUCCGACAUCGGUGUGUCCCAGAUGCCUCUGCAUCGGUGCGAGGUCUACGGGAAGGCCUGCGCCGAGUGCUGCCUGGCCAGGGACCCUUACUGUGCGUGGGAUGGCACAGAGUGCUCCAGAUACUUCCCCAUGGCCAAGAGGAGAACAAGGAGACAAGACAUCAGGAAUGGAGAUCCACUCACGCAAUGUUCAGACCUGCAACAUUAUGAUGAGCUCAACGGGCAGACGACUCUCCUGUAUAAGACCGUGUACGGCGUGGAGAACAGCAGCACGUUCCUCGAGUGCAGCCCCAAGUCCCAGCGAGCGCUGACCUACUGGCAGUAUCAGCGUUCUACCGAUGACCGCAAACAGGAGAUUAAAUCUGAGGAGCGCUUCAUCAGCACAGACCAGGGCCUGCUGAUCCGCACGCUCGACAAGAAGGACUCUGGGAUCUAUCUGUGCCAAGCGGUGGAGCACGGUUUCAUGCAGACACUUCUCAAGGUCACCUUGGAGGUCAUUGACACCGACCGCCUGGAGGAUCUGCUGCAUCGCGACGAGGAGGCCGCCGCCGCUGCCGCCGCCCCUGCGCAAGACCUUCCCUCCACUCCCAAUCACAAGCUGUGGUACAGGGACUUCCUGUCGCUGGUCAACCAUCCGACUCUGAACAGAGUGGACGAGUUCUGUGAGCAGGUUUGGAAGAGGGAGCGGAAGCACAGGAAGCAGAAGGCUCAGCUGGUGCAGCAAGCGCAGCUCCACCAGCAGCAGCAGUCGCAGCAGCAGCAGCCGCAGCAGCAGCAGCAGCAGCAGAAGCUGGUGGCGAAUCCCCACACUCACAUGAACGCUCAAGGCCUGGCAGCCAAGUGGAAACACCUGCAAGAGAGGCAAAAGGGACGCAACCGCAGGACCCACGAACUGGAGAGGGCCCCUCGCAGUGUCUGACCCUGACCCAAGACCCGCCCACUUCUGGUUCUACCCCGCUAAGUAACUGACCCGCUUCCUCCUUUUUACUGACUUACAGACUCGGUUCACAGGGAUCGGAUAGGAAAGCUAAACUGGAAAAGGGCAAUGCUGUGCGCCACUGAUCCACUGGCUGGACAGCUCUGAGCGUGGGCAGUCAUGUUUAUAGCAGACCCGCACAGGGCCGCAGGAACCCGGAUGUUGGCCCACGCCGGGCUCAGUGAUGCAUAUUAUCUCAGCUGGCCUCUGUGGCCUAAGCUCCACGGAGGGGACAGCACGAAAACUGGAUACACGUAUUCACCCCACAGACAUGAAAGGCUCCCUGCUGAGUCGACCGUUUCAAUGGCAUUGUCUCAUGGCAUGCUUGUGUCUUUGUCAGUGUGAAACUAAAAUGAUACCCAAAAUACGUGUUUUUGUACCACACAGUAAAAGGGGGGGGGGGGGGGGUAUUUUAAAGUCAACAUACGUAAAAGUCCUGCUGUGGUGUGAGAAGCACUAACUAAGCUGGUGAUGGGAUGUUUGUUCCUUUCAUUUCAAACAGACGAGUCACAGAUGAUGAGUCACUGAUGCCCGGGCCCUGCAAGAAUUCACCAUUUGUCUUCACAAAGGCUGAUGUAGCUACGAUGUGUAAAUACUGUAGUUUAUGACAUGUCCUCAUACUAAAGGGAGUGGCUCGCAGUUGCCUUCUUGCUUUGUCCCAAUAAUACAUAGAAAUCUAUUUAAGGGAAUUUCAGUCAAAUGCAGUUGUAAAUGGGGGAUUUUGUACUAGUCCUGUGUCCUAGAUAAGCUUUUUGGUUCAUACUGUAUCUUUCUUUAAGUCACACAAUUCCUUCCAAUAUUAGUCAUGAUUAAGUUGUUUGUCCCAUUAUAGUCAUCUCUUAGCUCUUCCACGUUGACUCAAUCAUAGUUUGUAUAUGCUUUAUUCCUACUAUGUCUAUUUAUUGAUAUACAGUUAUGUACAUUGUGAAAAUAUUGUUCCAUGUUCAGGCUUUUGUUUUCCUGCCGUUUAUCAUUUGGCUUUAUCCACUUGAUUUACUGGACCAAUCUCUCUUAAAGGAACUGUGUCAUCACAAAGAUUGUAGUAAGACUGGAAGUUAUUUAUUGAAUACUGAUCAAUAUUACAUGCAUCAGACCUCAGCUGCACUGAGCAAUAACCCAGUAUCCAUGCUGUGUUUAUUAUCCAUAUGUAUUGUCUCAUUCGCAGACUGUGCAGUGUAAUAAUUUCCUUUUUGCUGCACGCAACAUAAACAACUCUUGCUCUCUGUAGAAAUCCACGAUUAUACUGUACAAUGAGCACACACAAAUCUGGAAUGUAGCUGUGAACAUCAUGUAAAUAUAAGUGUUUUAGUCUAUGUUUCAUAAGUAUGACACUGUACCGGUGCAUGUGAAUACUAUCGUAGUGUUCAAGUUUUGCUAAAGCAAAAAGUACUUGUCUGAUGUUGUCAACGUUACUCUGUUGUUUGCUAAUGCAGUACACAAUAGUAAUGGUUCUAGAGAUGUACAUACUAUUACUGUUAAAACUCUACAAUUGAUCAAAUCUAAGAGAAGUAUUAAAAAAAAACAGGAUCUCAUUGUGGACUGCAUGGUUCACAGAACUGCAAUGAACAAUCAGUGGAUCGUCCCUCGUCUGCCUGCAAGGUUCCACUUUUCGAAGCCAUGACGGAGAAACAGCUCAAAGAGUUGAACACCGGAGCCGCGUAACGUUCAGUAGACGCAUAAUAAAAUCAUCAUGAUAGAACAUAGAGAGCGCUUCACUGCAUCUGUGCUGGACAUAUGGCAAAGGCAAGGACAUGAAGUGCCGCUGCUGCUUUUUGGCAUGAUGGUGAUGAUGAUGUAUUCUACUGAUCUAAUAAAUGUCUCUUCAUAAAA
Molecule: messenger RNA, 4864 nt
Organism: Betta splendens (Siamese fighting fish)
Lineage: Eukaryota; Metazoa; Chordata; Actinopteri; Anabantiformes; Osphronemidae
Gene: sema3ab
Product: sema domain, immunoglobulin domain (Ig), short basic domain, secreted, (semaphorin) 3Ab
Exons: 17
Coding region: 542-2977 (811 amino acids)
Biological process (GO): negative regulation of axon extension involved in axon guidance; positive regulation of neuron migration; neural crest cell migration
Molecular function (GO): semaphorin receptor binding; neuropilin binding; chemorepellent activity
Source: RefSeq, a predicted model, not a curated record